AUGCCCGGAACAUACCCAUCCCCGAGACCGACGGCACCACGCGAGCGUGGCAAAUCGAGGAAAAAUGACAAAAACUACAAAAAGGCCAUGGGCCAUGGCCACAAUCAAAGUGGAACUAUAAAAAGCCAUGCCCUCCGGAUCGCGCUGAAGGGAACCAAACACUUGUUUCUCUUUCCCUUCUGGUUCAACCAAACGCCCAGGCAGCAGAAACCCUCUCUACCUUCGCCUCGGGAUUACUACCCCGCAGAAAAGCGCCCACUUUCGCCUCAGUAUUGGGAUAGAGCGGACGUCAAACAUCCUCAAAUGCCUUUGGAUGAGCCAGCUAAGAAGGAGAAGGUGUCGCAUGAAAAUCGCGAGGGCUUCCGACACACCGAAUUGUGUGAGAGACUAACGGGUGCUAUUCAGACCGUGCCUGCUACUAAUCCAAGAAAGCGCGAUGAUCAGGAGGGUGUUUUGAAAUAUGAUUUUAUCUACGACAUUCUCCUAUUCACUUUCGACAAGCAAUUGAGGCGACGCAUGAUCGUGGACUUUGAAACAGAAGCUAAUUUCAUGGACCACGAUGUCUUCGAAAGAAUGAAUGUCCGCAUGGACCCAUAUGAUGGCCCGCCAACCCAACUUACCACUCGCGGGGAAUUGACGCCCCUCGGUAAAGUGCAAGCAACAUGGAUUAUUGUUGGCUACGAAACGCCAUAUUGUGCCGAAUUCUACGUCGUUAAAGGUACCAGUUUCGAUGUUAUCCUCGGCACUACUUCAUGUCGGGAUAUCGAUCUUUCCUCUGUGGAUCCUAUGAUUGCCACACGACUCGAUAAUUUGAAACAGACAUAG
Messenger RNA from Aspergillus costaricaensis CBS 115574, 825 nucleotides. Its product is annotated as retropepsin-like aspartic protease. The transcript is spliced from 3 exons. The record is from RefSeq and is a predicted model, not a curated record. Bases 1 to 825 code for a protein of 274 amino acids. NCBI's taxonomy places the organism in Eukaryota, Fungi, Ascomycota, Eurotiomycetes, Eurotiales, Aspergillaceae.